Messenger RNA from Malus domestica (apple), 1811 nucleotides. Its product is annotated as transcription factor TCP5-like. The record is from RefSeq and is a predicted model, not a curated record. Gene Ontology annotation, molecular function: DNA-binding transcription factor activity; sequence-specific DNA binding. Gene Ontology annotation, cellular component: nucleus. Gene Ontology annotation, biological process: regulation of secondary shoot formation. NCBI's taxonomy places the organism in Eukaryota, Viridiplantae, Streptophyta, Magnoliopsida, Rosales, Rosaceae.
UCUCUCUCUCUCUCUCUCUCUCUCUCUCUCCAUCAUUGAAGCUAAGAGCCUCUAUGAUGUUGAAUUUGACAGGCAAAUGAGGUACACAGCUUAGUAAGAAAUUCAAGAGAGCAUCAUAUAUACUUUAGCAAGAGGUUCAAAUUGCACUGUUGCAUCCUGUUGCUCUCUCCUACUUCUGCUUCUUGCUCAUAAGUUUUGGACAUCCAAGAACUAAAUCUGAUCUUAGCUUCUACAACCUCAAUUUUCAGUCUGAUUUGAAUCUUUGGAGCUGAAUGAUCGCAGUAGUUCUUUCCAUAUCCACAAAAAAGGAGCGAUUGAAAGAAUGGCGAGUUUACUAUAAUCAGAAAUAUUACAAUGAUAACAAAUUCAAGGGACAAGGGUUUCCAAGCGAAGCAAGAGGGCCACAACAACAAUGAUGGGAACAACAAUAGCAGUUUUAAUAAGGCAUCAUCAUCAAGUACUACUACUUCAAGGCAAUGGUCUGGAUUUAGUAAUCCGAGGAUCGUGCGAGUUUCACGUGCUUUCGGUGGGAAAGAUAGGCACAGCAAGGUUUCCACAGUGAGGGGAUUGAGGGACAGGAGAAUUAGGCUUUCAGUACCAACGGCCAUUCAAUUGUAUGAUCUUCAAGAUAGGCUUCGUCUUAGCCAACCUAGCAAGGUAAUAGACUGGCUGCUUGGUGUUACGGAACAAGAUAUCGAUAAGCUCCCUCCACUUCAAGUUCCUCAUGGAUUUGGUCAUCAUCAGCCAAUGCUAAAUCCUCAUCAAGCUAAUAAUUCUCUUAUUGCUCCUUUCUUUGAUGUAAAUUCUACAUUUAUGGAGGCAGACCAAGUUGAUGAAGAAGUUCGUGAUCAAGCGAAAGGCAAGUCGAUCAAGACAAACGAUGAACAAGAUGAUCAAAAUCGUCACGACCACGAAGGAAACGUUAGUGGACAACACCUAGCUCAAAAGCUAUUUCCCAUAGGUAAUCAUCCUUCUUCCAUACCUGGCUUGCUAAACAAUGCAAUGGCAUUCAACUACUAUCACAACUAUUCGGAGCCUUCAACGCUAUCUCUAGCGCAGUUUGGCAGCCAUGGAUUUCCACAAGUACCACAAACAGAUCAGCAUCGUAGUCAUAUGAUGAGUACUAAUGCCUUAUCAUUUUCAACUCCAAUGGCAUCUGGUUCUCAAUUAUUCUUCUGUCCACCUACAGCAACACCGACGCUAUUCGGUUCAUAUCCUCCAUAUAUGACCAAUCCAAUAGUGGAGGGUACUAGUACUGCUACUGAUCAGCCUAGACAAGCCAGCCAUUUCCAAUUUUUGAGCUCGUCAAGUAAUUCACAAAAUUUCCUAGCUAACAAUGCUCUCAUGCCUUAUCUUCAUUCAAUUAGCUCAUCCUUGAAAUGCUUUCCAUCAUUGGUUGAUCCCAAGCAGCAGCUCCAUUUGGAUUCACAAAAUAACAAUGCAAGCCAACCAAACAAGGACGUUCCAUAACUUAUUAGCCUUAUUGCAAGUAAGAUCGUAUACCUUAGUUGUUGGUGUCAUGAUCUUGUAACAUCGAUCUCUAUACAUCGUGCAUAUUGAUUUGCGCUACAGAUGGGGGAUGGAAACUGAUGAACCGUGAAAUGUAUUCGGGUUGACUCGAGGAGCUAAGAGUUGAUUCUUCAGCAAAAGAUAUAUAGCUACAAGAAUUACUAGUGAAAAACUAUGUAAGUAUGACAAUGUUAUAUCUAGACAUUUGCAAACUAGUGAUCCAUUUGAGUUCUUACAAUCUUGUAUACUAUAUAUACUUUAGCCGAUACACAUUAAUCCAUCGAUAUAUACAUCUCAAUUAA